AUGUCUAAAACUGGAGUUGGCGGCGUAAGUAAAGCGGCCAUCUUGCGACGGAUGAAGGAUCUAUCUGCAAUGUUGUCCAUCCUCAUCUAUGUUUUCCUACUAUCUGCUGGAACUCUGUGCCUAAAGAUAGAAGAAGGCGCAGGACUCUUUUCAGGUGGUUUCAACUUGCCAUGGAAGGACCAAUUGUGCUAUGACUUACCUUCACCACAGGAGGAGGAGGGUGGUGGCCCACCGCAACCUGAGAAAAAACAUUCCGAAUCAAAACUCUCACAACACCCUCACUGCUACUUCAGGAGUAUUUCAACAGGAUCAAGCCUUGAUAAAUGGGCCUCAGGCGGUACCUGUUUAAACAUGCUGUGCAGGAUUGAUGAAAAUUGGGAAACUUUGAUUUGUGAGUUGGGGGUUCCCAGACUUCCUUCAGGCGCUUUGAACUCUGUUCUCGUUGCAGUUGGUCUAGAGCGCUUAAUGAGCCCCAAAAAUAAUACAGCAAUCACCUCCAUGAAUAUGGAAUCAAAUGAACCUGUUUUCUGUGAGACACAGGAUUCCUGUAAGUGGUCAAUUCCAAUUGGCUCUGAAAGUUUAGUUACUGUUGUAACUGUCAACAUAUCCGGCUGUGAAGCUGGACAAGUUCUACUGAACACACCAUCUCGGCCUGUGAAACCCAGAAUUCCUGUCAACCUGUCACAUUUCCAGACCAUCAAGCCAGAACUAAUUUUACAGUGGGACGAACCAAAAGACCACGGUUCUGGCCCUUUAAGAUAUGAGGUCCGGUACAGAAUUCACACUCACCCUUCUUGGCAGGUGGUUUCCACAGGGCUUGAGCGCAGGCUGGUUCUUGAUCUGAAGCCUGAAGUCAACUACACCAUGCAGGUUCACUGCUCGGGCCUGCAUGAGCGUCCAUUAUGGAGCAACUGGAGUGAACCGUAUCACAUAUACCUUUACAAGGUGACAUACAUUCCUCAACAUGUUGUGGCUCAUCCUGGGGAGAACGUCAGCGUUUAUUGUGUGUUCAAUGACCUCAGCAUCAGUGCCAACUCUGCCAAGUGGGUACUAAACCACGACCAGUUUCUCCCUUCCAGCCAGUAUUACGCUGUUAACCAACGGGUCAGCCACAUUACAUUACAGCCAUCAGACUUGGAGAUGUACCACGUGCUGCAAUGUGCAAAGGAGCUAUCUCAUAGCAACAUCUAUCUGGAAGGAGCCUCCAUCGACAUCAAAUGUCAGACUAAUGGGGAUGUGGAUGCUAUGAAUUGUAGUUGGAAAGCCCCGCUAUGGAGAAUAAAGCAAACAUUGAAGUUCACAUGGGCUCACUUACCCUGUGAUCAAAUGGAGAGAGAGAGUAUGGGUGAGGAAGUUGGAGAGAUGUGUUCUGAAUAUCCCCAGAGUGGAUCCAAGAUAGAAACCUGUAAAAUCUACCCUUUACGGAUGAGUUGCCACAAACUAUGGCUAGAGAUUCUGUACCAUCAAAGCCCUAUCAGAUCCAAACCCAUUUACAUAUCACCUCAAUAUCAUGUAAAGCCCCACGCACCAACUGAAGUAAAGGCAGAGAAUCUGAAAAGUGGCUUCCUGAAUAUAACGUGGAAGCCACCACAUUUGUAUGUGGACGAGCUCCAGUGUCGAUUCCGACUCAACUCUGCAGCUCCGCCAGAGUGGAAGCUCUAUGGUCCAGUGACGAAAUCGUCGGCAGUGGUUCCACUUCCGGAUCCAGACAUAUGCAAGAUUUAUACAGUUCAAGUCAUGUGCAAGCCCAAAAACCUUACUGGCUACUGGAGUGACUGGAGCGACUUUGUCUACUCUAAACCCCCGAACAGUAGCGCUCCUAAACAUGGUCCUGAUUUUUGGAUAAUUGUUGAAGAUGGUCAGCUCACAAACUGUCCAAAUGUUUCAACCAGAGGAGACCCUUCAGCCUACACAACUUUUCUGAUCAUCGCCCUCCUCUCCCUCGCCCUUUUUGUCUCCCUGGUCCUCUCCCAAAACCAGGUCAAACGGUUUGUUUGGAAGGAUGUGCCCAACCCAAAGAAAUGCUCCUGGGCAAAAGGGCUCAACUUUAAGAAGGCUGACACCUUGUUCCAGCCCUCAGAUGUAAUGCCAGCCUGGCCACUGCUGCUUCCCUCAGAGAACAUUUCCAAAGUGGUCAUUAUGGAAAAGGGUAAUCUCUCAGUUCUCAGCAAGGCCUUGGUCCAAAGCCCACUCAUGUCCCCGACUCAGGACAUAGUUUCCCUUCGUUCAUUUCUUGAUGGGAACCAAAACAUGUCAGUGGGCAGUGAGGCCCUCUUGGUUGGCAUUCCCCAUUCAGUCCUAGCUUUGGAUAGUUCAACCACUUCCAGCGCACAGCUCGAUGAGCUGCAGCUUGUCGAUCCCUCACCAAGUAUCACGGAAAAUUCAGCCCAGUCUUCCGUUACGUAUGCCUCAGUGCUGAUCACUAAUCCAAAGCAGGAGCAAGAGACCAUUCGUCCUCAUGAUCGAGACGGCAGCGGCAGUAGCUCCACCGACGAGGGCAAUUUCUCUGCCAACAACUCAGACAUUUCCGGAUCCUUCCCUGGUGGCCUGUGGGAGCUUGAGAGCUGCAAUGGUGCAGAGAUAGAAGACCCGCGUGGAUCCUGCUCCUACAACUCUGUGGAAGAACUUUUUGAAACGUCAGAUCAAGAAGAUGCGACAGAAGAGAAGGGCUUCUUUCUGGGAAUGGACUAUGAAGUUAAGGAUGAGGUGGGAGAGGAAGAGCAGAAAGAAGUGCUGUUGAAAACUAUUAUUAUGAACAGCGAUGACUGCUCAGUGGAGUCGAACCUUACGCCCACUGAGCUGCUUUCUACAUCUACUUGCGACUUCUCGCCACUCUACAUGCCCCAGUUCAGAACUGCUCCCUACACCAGGCAAAUGCCUGAUUGA
Molecule: messenger RNA, 2886 nt
Organism: Nerophis lumbriciformis (worm pipefish)
Lineage: Eukaryota; Metazoa; Chordata; Actinopteri; Syngnathiformes; Syngnathidae
Source: RefSeq, a predicted model, not a curated record